Messenger RNA from Aricia agestis (brown argus), 1044 nucleotides. RefSeq names its product lys-63-specific deubiquitinase BRCC36-like. Gene Ontology annotation, cellular component: BRISC complex; BRCA1-A complex. Gene Ontology annotation, molecular function: cysteine-type deubiquitinase activity; polyubiquitin modification-dependent protein binding; metallopeptidase activity. Gene Ontology annotation, biological process: double-strand break repair. Lineage: Eukaryota; Metazoa; Arthropoda; Insecta; Lepidoptera; Lycaenidae. Bases 148 to 945 code for a protein of 265 amino acids. The record is from RefSeq and is a predicted model, not a curated record. The transcript is spliced from 6 exons.
UAACUACCUAUCGUAAAAAUACAAACGAAAACAAACAUUUUCUCUAAAAAUUCGUGCUAACACGAUAAUUGGUAUCUACGAAUAUAAAACAAAGUGCGAAGUACAUAUUAUAUGUGGUGACUGGUGAAUAAAUUUUAGUAAAAUAAAAUGUUGCAGAAAGUUCAACUAUCAACAGACGUAACCUUAGUUUGUACCCAACAUGCCCUUUCUACUGAAAAAGAAGAAAUAAUGGGACUUCUAAUAGGAGAGGUGCAUAAUGACGGUACUCUCGUUUCUAUAGUAUCGUCAGUUAUUUUACGAAGGCUCGAUAAAAAGCCGGACCGUGUAGAAAUAUCUGAGGAACAAUUGGUACAGGCAACUCUUAGGGCAGAAGAAUUAGCAACUGAAGUGGGUCGCCCUUUGAGAGUUGUUGGUUGGUAUCAUUCUCACCCACACAUUACUGUGUGGCCAUCUCAUGUUGAUCUUGCAACACAGUCAAUGUACCAACGCAUGGAUCCCACAUUUGUAGGAAUAAUAUUUGCUGUUUUUCUAACUGAUCAAUCAGCAAAGGCACCUUCAAUUCAAAUUACUUGUUUUCAAUCAUUUAAUGAAGGCUCCACACAAAGUAGAAGGGAAAUUGAAUUAGAAUUAACAAGCAAUAACAAGUCAUUGACACUAAACAAUUUUGAGAUUUUAACACAGCUACCAACGAUAUUGAAAGAGGAGGAAGAUGAAGCAUAUAAAAAUGAUGUUGGUGACAAUGAAGUUGAUGAUAUAAUUAACAAACAGCACAAUGUUGCAGUAAGGACUAUAGCAAUUGGCCACAUUGUGGAAAAAAUAUCUCGACCCAUGUUGGAAACUCUUGUAGCCAGAAAUACAAUAAACAACAUUCGCUUAAAGGCUCUCAAGAAAAAGCACCAGGAACUAAUGUCAAAGCUGGAAAAUACAACAAACAUUCAAAGUUAAUUACAUAAAAUAUUAAGUACAUUGUUGUUUAUGAGCAAAACCUAUUAAACCCUCAAGCUUAAAGGUAAAUUUAAAAAUCAUAAUUAUUGUAUCACAUCA